Messenger RNA from Thermothielavioides terrestris NRRL 8126, 1950 nucleotides. RefSeq lists its product as uncharacterized. Gene Ontology annotation, molecular function: tRNA (guanine(46)-N7)-methyltransferase activity; protein binding. Gene Ontology annotation, cellular component: cytosol; tRNA methyltransferase complex; nucleus. NCBI's taxonomy places the organism in Eukaryota, Fungi, Ascomycota, Sordariomycetes, Sordariales, Chaetomiaceae. The transcript has 3 exons. The coding region runs from base 81 to 1706 and encodes 541 amino acids. Gene Ontology annotation, biological process: RNA (guanine-N7)-methylation. The record is from RefSeq and is a predicted model, not a curated record.
AACUGCAAGCUCAGGCUCCUGAGUCACUUAUCAACUUGCAAGUUGCAACUCGCCUUGUGGCCCUUGUCACUUGCUCCACGAUGGCUGUCCCGUGCCAUCUUCUGAAAGUGUGUGGCAACAUUGUCUUUGCCGCGCAGGGCAGUGACAUACACUCCUUCAGCUCCGAACUUGAGCACAUUUCAACAUGGAGGUACCCUGUGAAGCAGGGGGCCGAGUCUACGACCCCGGCCGCUGAGGUCCAAGAGUCGCCCGCGCCUGAAGAACCCCCCGCGAAGCGCAGGAAAGUGGGAGGUGGCCAGGAGCCGACCUCCAACGGUGGUGCGGCUGCUCCCACGGAUGGUCAGGUAAAGAGCAGAAAAGCCGCCCAGUACGACAACCCGGCCAAUGAGAGGCCCUUUGUCCAAGGGCUCUAUGCUACCGCGGAUGGCCGUCAUGUUGUUGCAAUCACCGGCUCCGACAAGACAAUCUGGGUCUUCGAGCACGACGGCGCAGGCAAGCUCAAGGAGCUGAGCCAGAGAGCCAUGCCCAAACGCCCUUGCUCCCUUGCUUUCACUGCCGACAACCGCACCAUCCUCUCGGCCAACAAAUUCGGCGAUGUCCACGCCCUUCCCUUGCUUCCCUCCCCCACCACCACCACCACAUCGGCCACCACUUCCUCCAGUCCUAACCCAACUACUGGCCUUCCCCUCUCGCGCAGUGCGACCCCCUCCACGCCAACAGCCACGGCUUUCAAGCCACAGGCGAACGAGCUCACAGUACACACCAAGCGCAACCUCAAAGCGCUCGAGAACCAAAAACGCAGCCUCAGCCGCAAAGCCUUCGAGGACCAGCAGCAGCAGCAACAACAGCAAGCCCCGCCGCCAUUCGAGCACGCCCUCCUGCUGGGCCACGUGUCCAUGCUGACGGCGAUCUGCGUCGGCACCGCUACCGUGGCCGUUCCCGCGGUGGCGGCGCAAGCUUCUGAGCCUGGCACCAGCAUCGGUAACGGCACCGGCAACGGCGCGGAAGCGGCCUCCGCACCGGCGAGGACGACGGUCAGGAGGGAGUACAUCAUCACGGCCGACCGCGACGAGCACAUCCGCGUGUCGCGCGGCAUGCCGCAGGCGCAUGUGAUUGAGGGCUUCUGCCUGGGCCACGAGGAGUUUGUGAGCCAGUUGUGCAUGGCGCCUGGCGGGCGGGAGGAGCUGCUCAUCUCGGGCGGCGGGGAUGACGAUUUGUUCAUUUGGGACUGGGUCAACGGGCGGCUGCUUGGUCGUUCUGGGGUGCUGGAGCAUGUGAAGAGAGUUGCGGGCGAGGACGUGGACAAGGUUGCGGUGACGCGGGUGUUCGGGUGCGGGUGGCAGGGGACGACGGCUGUCUUCGUUGUUGUUGAGCGUGUGCCUGCGCUCUUCCACUACGAACUUCUUGACGACAGCAGGCUUCAGCACCGCGAGACCAUUCCCCUGCGAGGGAAUCCCUUGGAUGUGGACAUCAUUGAAUCGCCUUCGGGAGGGCAACGGCUUCUGGUUGCUAUGGACCCUAGUGCCUCUGUCUCCAUUGAGGAGGGCAGUUCUUCGCUGGUCGUGCUCGACAAGCAAGAGACGGGUUGGAAACAGACCAACGUCGAGAACCUGCCGGCUUGUGAGGAUGCCAACAUCAGCGCGGACGAGCUGCAGAAGAUUCUGUAUAGCACGGAGAGCUUGCGGAAGCUCACGGAUUUCGACUGAGUGGGAGGGAGGGAAGGGGGACAGCAACCCAAUAUACUCCGGAAAGCAGCACCAUGUCUGGCCUUCGGCUUUGUGUUGGAGUUAGAGCAGAGCAGUAGAUGGUUGGAGACCGGCAGGUUCGCCUGCUGGUGAGGCUUUUCGGAACAUGCUUUCCUUCUACUCAUAUCCCUCUUCUCGUACGCGGGAUCCAACUGCCCAUUAGAAUAAACAACUUCCAUUUCAUCAAACUGCAUCUGGUGUUGAA